Uncinocarpus reesii 1704 is the source of this 387-nucleotide messenger RNA. RefSeq lists its product as uncharacterized. The coding region runs from base 1 to 387 and encodes 128 amino acids. Lineage: Eukaryota; Fungi; Ascomycota; Eurotiomycetes; Onygenales; Onygenaceae. Gene Ontology annotation, cellular component: endosome; Vps55/Vps68 complex. Gene Ontology annotation, biological process: late endosome to vacuole transport via multivesicular body sorting pathway. The record is from RefSeq and is a predicted model, not a curated record. The transcript has 3 exons.
AUGACGCCCGGUUUAAAAACCAUCAUUUCUCUCUCGUUUGUUCUUGCGAUCGGCUUCCUUCUCGUCAUCCUUUCAGCGGCAUUAUGGCAUAACUACCUCCCACUUCUAGUUGUUGCAACAUAUGUGAUUGCUCCACUACCAAAUUGGAUCUGUGGUCGCUGCGCGAAUCCGGAUGAUUUUAUGGAAGCACCCGGCAGCGGUGUGGUCGAUUUUGGACGCUGGCUUACCGGGUUCUUCGUGGUUAUGGGAAUUGCCCUACCGGCGCUCUUGGCACAUAGUGGUGCAAUUCAGGUUCCCGCGAUGGUUAUGUCUGUCAUAGGGGGUCUCCUAAUAUACGGCACGAUAAUCAGCUUUUCGAUGUUUUUCCAGGAACAAGAAGAGUUUUAA